AUGACUUGUUACUCUGAGAGUUUCUCUAGUCUCCUGGAGUUUGAUCAUCCAGGAAUAGGGGAUGGAACUCGCUACCCGUCUCCGUGUGACUACCAGUUUGGAGUCAUCCCCCGAGCCACCGCCAACGUCCGAGAGAGGAAGCGAAUGAUGAGUAUCAACGGUGCCUUCGAAGAGCUUCGGUUGCACGUUCCUACUUUUCCUUUCGAGAAACGACUGUCCAAGAUCGACACCUUGCGUUUAGCGAUUGCCUACAUCGCUCUGCUGAGGGACAUCCUCAUGUCUGGCCAGGAUCCUUUGGCGUUUGUUGAGGCCAGCUUGAGGGGCAGUGAAGACAAUAAUUCAGAGUGGAAUACUAGUGAUCUGAUGUCCAGACUGUCCUGGGUUCGCUGGGAGAAUCUCGGAUCACGCAGAUUUGGUUCUUUCUCAACAACAGCUCAAGGACAGAUGCCCGCACCAUCGAUGGGAGAGUGA
Molecule: messenger RNA, 471 nt
Organism: Candidula unifasciata
Lineage: Eukaryota; Metazoa; Mollusca; Gastropoda; Stylommatophora; Geomitridae
Source: the annotation of a GenBank genome assembly